Molecule: messenger RNA, 1854 nt
Organism: Sphaerodactylus townsendi
Lineage: Eukaryota; Metazoa; Chordata; Lepidosauria; Squamata; Sphaerodactylidae
Gene: CTCFL
Product: CCCTC-binding factor like
Exons: 10
Coding region: 1-1854 (617 amino acids)
Biological process (GO): regulation of DNA-templated transcription
Molecular function (GO): DNA-binding transcription factor activity, RNA polymerase II-specific; RNA polymerase II cis-regulatory region sequence-specific DNA binding
Source: RefSeq, a predicted model, not a curated record
AUGGGUGGUAGUAACUAUGGUGCCCAGGUCAAGAACCUGUGUCCCAUUUCCCUCAGCCAAAUGCUGGAAGUAGAUGUUCAACCUCCCCAGUUUUCAGGGGAAGGAGAAAAGCGUCUUAUAUUGCUGAAGACCGUGCAGUUGAAAAUAGAAGAUGAUGUCCAGCAAGAUGGUCCUACCUACCUGCAGAACGGGUUGCAAGGCCUGUUAUCCCCAGAAGUGAGCCUCUUGCCACCCGUAGAUGUGAUGCCACAGAGUGUAAGCAUCCCAGGGAACUCCGAGGAAGGCUUAGCAGUAAAUUUCCUGGAAAGGAUUUAUACAGUCCACAGAGUGGAAGCGAUGCCUGUGAACAGUCUGAAAGAAGCAUCAGCAUUUGACGAAGAUAAAAGAUCUGCGAGGAAGACCCCAGACGUCCUCUGGAUUAAGGUUGAUAGAAGUAAAGAUAUAAUUGCAGAUGAAGGUCAGGGGCAGCAGCUGUCUGCAGCUGAAGAGGAAAGAAUAAACAAUCCCCUUGUGGUUCAAGCAGCGAAGGGUCUGGGUGCUCAAAUUAAUGCUGGCUCCUUUCCGUUGCCUGCGCCAGAAAAUAAAGACCAAGGGGAUGGAGCUGAAUUGCAACAGUCAGUUUCGACAAGCACCAGCGUCCCUUUGAGAGCCCGAGGAAGCAGAAUUCGAAGGGGAGGAGGAAAUGUGCUGCACCGUUGUGAUUUCUGUGCGUUCACUUCUGUCAACGUGUUGAGCCUUAACCGUCACAUGAAAAAACAUACGGAUGAAAAACCCCACAUGUGCCACAUCUGUCUCAAGGCCUUCCGUACUGUCUCCUUAUUGCGUAACCAUGUGAACACCCAUACAGGGACCAAACCGUACAAAUGCGGCGAGUGCGAAAUGGCUUUUGUGACCAGUGGGGAGCUUUCGCGCCACAGGCGUUACAAACAUACUCUUGAGAAGCCCUUCAAGUGUUCACACUGUAACUAUCGUAGUGUAGAGGCAAGCAAGUUGAAGCGCCACAUCCGCUCACACACUGGGGAGCGCCCUUACACCUGUUCUCUGUGUGCCUAUGCUAGCAGAGAUACCUACAAGCUGAAAAGGCAUAUGGUUACUCACUCAGGUGAAAAGCCCUUUGAGUGUGGGCUUUGUAAGGCCAGGUUCACUCAGGCUGGAACUCUGAAAUUCCAUGUUUUGCACAAACAUGGGGAAAAUGUACCAAAAUACCAGUGUCCUCGCUGCAAUACUUCUGUCGCCAGGAAGGGAGAUUUACGUAUCCACUUGAGAAAUCUCCAUUCCUAUGUCGAAGUGCCCUUCAAGUGCAAUUACUGUGACGGUGCCUUCCAUGAGCGCUACGCCUUCAGACAGCACAAGAAGACUCACCGAAAUGAGAAGAGAUUCAGAUGUGAUCAGUGUAAUUAUGCAUGCAAGCAGGAGCGCCACCUGGUUAUGCACAAGCGGACACAUACUGGAGAGAAACCCUUUAUUUGCGUAGCUUGCAGCAAAUGCUUUCGGCAGAAGCAACUGCUCACUGUUCACUUCAAGAAGUAUCACGACUCCACUUUUAAGCCGAAAGUCUACAGCUGUCCUAAAUGUGGCAAGGGCUACUCACGCUGGAAUAAUAUGCGUAAGCAUGCUGAAAACUGUGGGAAAGCGAGAGCCGUCCAACCCAGCAAAGGAAGCAAGCUGCAAAAGAAAGACAGCAAGAGAUCAAGCCACAAUAUCAAACAAGAAGAAGCGGCUGAUUGGGUGAACUCUCAGCACUACACCCUGUAUAGUAUUCCUGUUACAACUAGGGAGAAGGAAGAGGCUCUGUUGGAAGAUAAAAAAUCAGGAGUUACUUGUGAGAUGAUCUUCAACUUGAUGGAUAAGUAA